UUUACGGUCCUAUAACAACGGAAUUAAACCUAUAAAAACUUUUAAUCUUCUUUUAUUGGCCCAUUUUAUAUUUGAAUAUGAGUACUGACGUUGUUAUACUGUUGCUUAUAGUCGAUUUUUCUUUAGGCAGUAGUUUUGAGGGGAAAGUUAUUGGUGGGAAAUAUGCAACAAUUAAAAAUUUUCCUCAUGUAGCAUUUUUGAAAAUAAACGUAGACUAUGAGGCAUAUAUUUGUGGAUCUUCUGUGUUGAAUCAACUAUUGUUAGUGUCUGCCGCACAUUGUUUUGAGCUAAUAGAUAAACGUACUAUUAUAGGUGUGUAUGCGGGACAUCAUGACAUUUUUCAGGUGAAACUAGUGAGACUGGUGAAAACUGUAUAUCGUCACAAAUCUUACCACUCCGAAACCAUAGCUAAUGACAUUGCUUUGAUAAAACUUAAGCACGCCUUACCUUUUGGGGAGUUUAUUAAGCGUGUGAUUUUGCGACCAAAUAUCCACAAGGAAGUCGGAAUAUUGGCUGGGUGGGGAGCAACGAAUAGCCAGAUGAGUGAAUUUGAUUACAAGCUGAAGUGUGUCUCGCAGAAGUUGAGGUCCAAAGAUGACUGUUCACGAAUUGGUACAUUGCACAAGGGAAUGAUAUGUGCCGGAAGUUUCAAUUCUAAUCAUUCAAGGCCAUCAAACCACCGGUCUCAAGCAAGUGCAACAAUCUCAGCUUCUGGCGCCAUGAAAGUAGAUCAAACAGAAGUGAAAUACGCCCCACCAGGCGUCAUACGAGGCGACUCUGGCAGCGGACUGAUUGGCAAGGAUUAUCAAAUAGUUGGCAUUGUAUCACAUUUGGUCACCUCUUAUCCAGCUAUUAUUGUCUAUACAAAUGUAUCUCACUAUUAUUCCUGGAUACAUCAGAAGGCAGCAAAAAUAUUAUGUCCUAUUGAAUAACUCGAUGUGAGAAAUUGUUUGUUUUAUUUGAGAGAAUUUAUUUUAAACAAGUACCAUGAAUGAUAACAAUUAAAAAACAUGUAAAUAUAUUAUCAAUUAUGUGUUAUAUUAUCGGGAAAAUAAACUGUCAUGUUAUUA
This is a messenger RNA of Pieris brassicae (large cabbage white), 1070 nucleotides long. Its product is annotated as mast cell protease 1A-like. Lineage: Eukaryota; Metazoa; Arthropoda; Insecta; Lepidoptera; Pieridae. Bases 78 to 932 code for a protein of 284 amino acids. Gene Ontology annotation, biological process: proteolysis. Gene Ontology annotation, molecular function: serine-type endopeptidase activity. The transcript has 5 exons. The record is from RefSeq and is a predicted model, not a curated record.